AUGAAACCUUUAGUCCCGUCCGGUUGGACCGAUGAGCAUGUCCUCAACCCUCUCCACCCCCAUAUUCAAGUCCUCAACCCUCUCCACCCCCAUAUUCAAGUCCUCAACCCUCUCCACCCCCAUAUUCAAGUCCCCAACCCUCUCCACCCCCAUAGUCAAGUCCCCAACCCUCUCCACCCCAUAUUCAAGUCCUCAACCCUCUCCACCCCCAUAUUCAAGUCCUCAACCCUCUCCACCCCAUAUUCAAGUCCCCAACCCUCUCCACCCCCAUAUUCAAGUCCUCAACCCUCUCCACCCCCAUAUUCAAGUCCUCAACCCUCUCCACCCCCAUAUUCAAGUCCUCAACCCUCUCCACCCCCAUAUUCAAGUCCUCAACCCUCUCCAUCCCCAUAUUCAAGUCCUCAACCCUCUCCACCCCAUAUUCAAGUCCUCAACCCUCUCCACCCCCAUAUUCAAGUCCUCAACCCUCUCCACCCCAUAUUCAAGUCCUCAACCCUCUCCACCCCCAUAUUCAAGUCCUCAACCCUCUCCAUCCCCAUAUUCAAGUCCUCAACCCUCUCCACCCCAUAUUCAUGUCCUCAACCCUCUCCACCCCAAUAUUCAAGUCCUCAACCCUCUCCACCCCCAUAUUCAAGUACUCAACCCUCUCCACCCCCAUAUUCAUGUCCUCAACCCUCUCCACCCCCAUAUUCAAGUCCUCAACCCUCUCCACCCCCAUAUUCAAGUCCUCAACCCUCUCCAUCCCCAUAUUCAAGUCCUCAACCCUCUCCACCCCAUAUUCAAGUCCUCAACCCUCUCCACCCCAUAUUCAAUCCUCAACCCUCUCCACCCCAUAUUCAAGUCCUCAACCCUCUCCACCCCCAUAUUGAAGUCCUCAACCCUCUCCAUCCCCAUAUUCAAGUCCUCAACCCUCUCCACCCCAUAUUCAAGUCCUCAACCCUCUCCACCCCCAUAUUCAUGUCCUCAACCCUCUCCACCCCCAUAUUCAAGUCCUCAACCCUCUCCACCCCCAUAUUCAAGUCCUCAACCCUCUCCACCCCAUAUUCAAGUCCUCAACCCUCUCCACCCCCAUAUUCAUGUCCUCAACCCUCUCCACCCCCAUAUUCAAGUACUCAACCCUCUCCACCCCCAUAUUCAAGUACUCAACCCUCUCCACCCCCAUAUUCAUGUCCUCAACCCUCUCCACCCCCAUAUUCAAGUCCUCAACCCUCUCCACCCCAUAUUCAAGUCCUCAACCCUCUCCACCCCAUAUUCAAGUCCUCAACCCUCUCCACCCCCAUAUUCAAGUACUCAACCCUCUCCACCCCAUAUUCAAGUACUCAACCCUCUCCACCCCCAUAUUCAUGUCCUCAACCCUCUCCACCCCCAUAUUCAAGUACUCAACCCUCUCCACCUCCAUAUUCAAGUACUCAACCCUCUCCACCCCCAUAUUCAUGUCCUCAACCCUCUCCACCCCCAUAUUCAAGUCCUCAACCCUCUCCACCCCCAUAUUCAAGUCCUCAACCCUCUCCACCCCCAUAUUCAAGUUCUCAACCCUCUCCACCCCCAUAUUCAAGUACUCAACCCUCUCCACCCCCAUAUUCAAGUACUCAACCCUCUCCACCCCCAUAUUCAAGUACUCAACCCUCUCCACCCCCAUAUUCAUGUCCUCAACCCUCUCCACCCCCAUAUUCAAGUCCUCAACCCUCUCCACCCCCAUAUUCAAGUACUCAACCCUCUCCACCCCCAUAUUCAUGUCCUCAACCCUCUCCACCCCCAUAUUCAAGUACUCAACCCUCUCCACCCCCAUAUUCAUGUCCUCAACCCUCUCCACCCCCAUAUUCAUGUCCUCAACCCUCUCCACCCCCAUAUUCAAGUACUCAACCCUCUCCACCCCCAUAUUCAAGUCCUCAAAUACAUGCACAUGUAUUUCUAUCUCCCAGCCCAUCAAACUAA
Messenger RNA from Gigantopelta aegis, 1935 nucleotides. Its product is annotated as extensin-2-like. NCBI's taxonomy places the organism in Eukaryota, Metazoa, Mollusca, Gastropoda, Neomphalida, Peltospiridae. Bases 1 to 1935 code for a protein of 644 amino acids. The transcript has 3 exons. The record is from RefSeq and is a predicted model, not a curated record.